This is a messenger RNA of Clarias gariepinus (North African catfish), 2986 nucleotides long. It is a transcript of the gene fzd7a, whose product is annotated as frizzled class receptor 7a. Gene Ontology annotation, cellular component: plasma membrane. NCBI's taxonomy places the organism in Eukaryota, Metazoa, Chordata, Actinopteri, Siluriformes, Clariidae. The transcript has a single exon. Gene Ontology annotation, biological process: non-canonical Wnt signaling pathway; canonical Wnt signaling pathway. The record is from RefSeq and is a predicted model, not a curated record. Bases 559 to 2223 code for a protein of 554 amino acids. Gene Ontology annotation, molecular function: Wnt-protein binding; Wnt receptor activity.
CCUGGGUGCUCGCGCUCAAACCGUGCAGAGACAGAGACGCGAUUUUACAAGCGCUCCGAGUCGCUUUACUACCAACAACCAGCCGUAACCUGGGGGAAAAGUUUAUAGGCGCUGAUCAAAACAUCCUCCGUGCAAGAAAGGACGGAUUCAAGGACACCAAGAAAGCCAUGGAAAGUUAACAUUUGGGGGAUUUUCUGUUACGAUCCCAAAAACCGAGUUUAUAAUGGGCUUUAGAGCAAUUUGGUGAUCGCAAGAGUGACUUUUAAAGGACAAAAACGUGCACGUUGUUCUUUUUUUUGGUUUGUUUGCUUUUAAGAUAUUUUUUGCGGACUUGCUGAUAUUGAUGGUUCUACCAUGCUCGCCUGGACACUCAGAGUGAGUUGGUGUUGAAGAAAAACCCGACGUAAGCGAAGAGCAACAGCUGGAAAGGAUUUUCUCCUGAGCAAUUGGGUGAAAUUUGGUGGUGGACUAAACGGGCCUGUUUUUUUUUUUUUUUUUUACCAACAUAUCGUCUUCAACUUUUCUUCAAUUUGUCCAGUAACAUCGGCUUUCCCCAAAAUGCCGCUGCGUGCGGAACGUGUAUUUUUUUUCCUCGCGACAUUGUGUGUUUUGUUCUGCACCCCGAGCAGCGGUCAGUACCAUGGCGAGAAGGGCAUCUCGAUUCCGGAGCACGGAUUCUGCCAACCCAUCUCUAUUCCUCUGUGCACGGACAUUGAGUACAAUCAGACCAUCAUGCCUAACCUUCUGGGUCACACCAACCAGGAGGACGCCGGACUUGAGGUGCACCAGUUCUACCCUCUGGUAAAAGUGCAGUGCUCGGCUGACCUCAAGUUCUUCCUGUGCUCAAUGUACGCGCCCGUGUGCACAGUCCUGGAGCAGGCCAUCCCACCGUGUCGCUCUCUGUGCGAGCGGGCCAGACAGGGCUGUGAGGCGUUGAUGAACAAGUUCGGCUUCCAGUGGCCCGAGCGCUUGCGCUGCGAGAACUUCCCAGUUCAUGGCGCGGGUGAGAUCUGCGUGGGGCAGAACACAUCCGAGACAGGAGGUCCGACAUCCGACCCGACACCGUUCGUGCCAGACCUGAUCACACUGCCGCCCAAUUCGGGUAGAAACCAUCAGCAGUUCACUUGCCCCCUGCAGCUCAAAGUGCCCUCGUACCUCAACUACUACUUCAUGGGUGAGAAGGACUGCGGCGCGCCGUGUGAGCCUGCCAAGCCUAACGGCCUCAUGUACUUUCGUGAAGAAGAGGUGAAGUUUGGACGCCUCUGGGUGGGCAUCUGGUCCAUUCUGUGCUGCUUGAGCACCCUCUUCACUGUGCUCACUUAUUUGGUGGACAUGAGGCGAUUCCGCUACCCGGAGAGACCCAUCAUCUUCCUGUCUGGCUGCUAUUUCAUGGUGGCCGUGGCCUACGCGGCGGGCUUCUUCCUUGAGGACAAGGUGGUUUGCAUUGAUAAAUUCAACGAGGAUGGUUACAAGACGGUGGCGCAGGGCACAAAGAAGGAAGGCUGCACCAUCCUCUUUAUGAUCCUUUACUUCUUCGGCAUGGCGAGCUCCAUCUGGUGGGUCAUCCUGUCCCUCACGUGGUUCCUCUCAGCGGGUAUGAAGUGGGGCCACGAGGCCAUUGAAGCCAACUCGCAAUACUUCCACCUGGCCGCCUGGGCCGUUCCUGCGGUCAAGACCAUCACUAUCCUGGCCAUGGGUCAGGUGGACGGAGACAUGCUGACCGGGGUGUGCUAUGUGGGCAUAUACAGCGUAGCGUCUCUGCGGGGCUUCGUCUUGGCGCCGCUGUUCGUUUACCUCUUCAUCGGCACGUCGUUUCUUCUGGCAGGCUUCGUAUCGCUCUUCCGCAUUCGCACCAUCAUGAAGCACGACGGCACGAAGACAGAGAAGCUGGAGAAGCUCAUGGUGCGCAUCGGGGUGUUCAGCGUGCUCUACACCGUGCCCGCUACAAUCGUGAUCGCCUGCUACUUCUACGAGCAGGCUUUCCGCGAGCACUGGGAGAAGACGUGGCACAUGCAGACGUGCAAGCGCUUCGCUGUGCCCUGCCCGGCCAGCAACUUCGCGCCCAUGUCGCCCGACUUCACCGUGUUCAUGAUCAAGUACCUGAUGACCAUGAUCGUGGGCAUCACAUCUGGCUUCUGGAUCUGGUCCGGCAAAACGCUGCAGUCGUGGCGCAGGUUUUACAAAAGACUCAGUAACAGUAACCAGGGCGAGACGACCGUAUGAAAACGGGACACGACCCUGAGAGUUAACACACAAGACUGAAAAAAUUGAGGAAAUUGGUUUGCCGAGCCUGGACGACACUUUUUUAUAUUUUAAAAUUUCUUUGAGACAUUUUUCAUUAACAAACCCAAACACAGAACGUUAUAAAUAGACACACUUUGCACCGAGUCCGCUUUGUCUUUAGAGAAACGAUAUACUGUGGACGAAACGUGCCAACAUGUUUUCCCAAAAUGUAUGGCUCACUUGCCUUUGUUUUUUUCCCAUGUGAAUGAAAAAUGUUGAUUCUUUGCCUCUAUGUAACAGUAUAUUUUACACAUGUGAUCUCUGCACAUUUAAGGCCUACAUUUCACGCGCUGUAAUCGGCAUAGUACAUGUAGAGCUCAUUACUGUGGAAAGGUGAUUAUUAUUAUUUUUUUACCCACGAAAAUUGACAGUGUUUGGCUUUAAAGAUGUAUCCUCUCUCGUCUUCUAUGGACUUGUAUGACUUUCAGAGCCACCCGCUGACAAUCAUGCAUGGUUCAAGUGGCACAGAAGCGCGCUGGGUUUGGGGAUGGAGAGCUACAUGCAUGUGUCCAGCAGGGAAAUUAUGCAAGCUCCUUUUAAACUGCGUAACUUGUAAAUAAUCACCCUUUCUUAAAGAAUAUAUGUAUUUAUGAAGAUAAUCUUGUUGCUGUUUUUUUACUUGAUUUUUUAAAAAACGGAAUUGGUAAGAGGACAUUUGUAUAUGUACAGUUGCACCGAAUAAAAAUGAUUAGAUUUUUAAUUA